This is a messenger RNA of Anolis carolinensis (green anole), 2903 nucleotides long. RefSeq names its product borealin-like. Gene Ontology annotation, cellular component: chromosome, centromeric region; chromosome passenger complex; spindle midzone. The coding region runs from base 164 to 1045 and encodes 293 amino acids. Gene Ontology annotation, biological process: mitotic sister chromatid segregation. The record is from RefSeq and is a predicted model, not a curated record. Lineage: Eukaryota; Metazoa; Chordata; Lepidosauria; Squamata; Anolidae. The transcript has 11 exons.
GCGAGUUUGAAACUAUGAAAGGCCGUUGAGGAAAAGAAAGUGACACAGAGAGAGAGUGAGUUGUGUUGUUGCUUAGUUCAGUCUCUUCCGGCGCUUCGUGGCGUCCGGGACUAGGCCAAGCCAGGCCCUUCCAGGAAAACAUCCAUCGGACUCUCCUUCUAACAUGGCUCCUUCAAAGAAGAAACGGUCAAAGGCACAGAGCAAAAAUUCCCUCAGGGACAAACAGAUCGAUGCUUUCAUUGAGUCCUUUGACCAAGAAGUCAAAAGACGCGUUGAGAAACUCAGGGCGGACCUUAAGAACGUGCAGGAGAAUAUAAGCACCAUGUUCGACCGGGAGAUCCUGCGCCUGCCCACCGCCCUCAGAGAGAUGAACUGGAUCAGCUACUGCGCCCUCGGAGAAGACCCGGCAGUCCUAGAGCAGCUUGCCUUGGAGGGAACGGACGUCCAGGAAAUCAACGAGAUGGCCUCCAAGGCUUUGCGGACCCCCGUCCGAACUGUCCGGAAAGCUGCAAAGGCCAAGCUGCCCAUCGAGAGCAUUGAGGAGGAGGAGGAGGGCCCCGUCCUGCCCUUGAGGAAGAGGUCCCGGCAGGAGGACAAGGCCCCGAUCCCCCUCCCUCCGGAGCAGAAGCCGCUCACGGGAAAGCGGUCGACACGGAAGCCCCCCACGGCCAGGAAGUGCCGCCCACCCUCCUCCCGCCUGAACCAAAGCAGGGCCAGCAAAGGCAAGCUGACCACGCCGGUGUCGUCCAACGGACGCAGUGCUGCCAUCACCACCCCGGGUUUCGCCCCCAGGUUUGAUUCCAGCAUCUUCAAGACCCCCGGGCUGCGGGCCCCCGCCUCCCACGAACCCGUCUUCAGCGUCUCCGCCAACGGCAGCCCCUUGGCCGGCAGCAGCGAUGUCUUUGUCACUCUUCCCAUCGGCAAAGGGGAGAGCAUCCGUGUCAAGGCCAGCGACCUCACGGAGAAGGACCUCCUGCGCCUGAACCCGUCUGCUCUCGGGAGCAUGAAGAAGCUCUCGGCCCAGGUCCUGCGCUUGUGCAAGUAACACCGGCACCCAGCUGAAGACCAGCGGCCAUUUGGGACUUGUUUGGAGGGCCAUUGUUUUUUGGGGAGGGGGCCUUGGCCACCAGGCUCUCCUCUGCGUUGGGACUUGAACCAGGGGAGACAAUGGACAAAUGGAGGCCCCAGGCAUGGUUUUUUACUUGCAGGGCCCCAGGUGGGGACGGGCUGCGUCCCUCUAGACCUUCCUUUCCCACCAAGAAUAACAAGGGGCCACUCGGCCCUUCUUUCCCCCUCCCCAUGGUUGGUUGGUUGUUUGUCUGGCCUGACGGUUUCCCUUGUUUUGGUGGGGUGGGGGACCGCCCCCUCCCUCCUCCCCAUGGUUGGUUGUUUGUCUGGCCUGACGGUUUCCCUUGUUUUGGUGGGGUGGGGGACCGCCCCCUCCCUCCUCCCCAUGGUUGGUUGUUUGUCUGGCCUGACGGUUUCCCUUGUUUUGGUGGGGUGGGGGACCGCCCCCUCCCUCCUCCCCAUGGUUGGUUGUUUGUCUGGCCUGCCUGUUUCCCUUGUUUUAUUGUUUUGGUGCCUGUGCAUAGAAACACUCACUUUUAGCAAGUCUCCCGUUUGCCAUGUUUUUAGAACUGAAUGGGAAUUCCCUUAAUAAAGUGUUACUGUCAGAGUAAUGGACAUAAGACUUUCAAUCUAGACAAACAGCACAGAUCUUCUCAGCAGGCAGAACCAGAUCUCAUCUGAGGCAAUCAGCUAUAUACAAACACACUUGUAGUCUGGACACUCCUCUCUGGUUCCAGCCACAUAUCCAAGGUCAAUACAGCUUCUUACCAAAUUAACUCUUUACACACUAUAGCAUUUCCUGGAUGAUGCAAUACAUGCUAGACACAAAUUUCAUUUAAACACUACCAAUACACAAAUCCCACAUUAACAGUUACUGCCUUCCUUCCAGAAGACUUCUGUCUGUGCCUCACCUGAGCCACGUGCUUCCCGGGAGCCCUGUUCCUCCUGGGAGAAAACACCUAGGCCUUUCACCUUGGCCCUUCCUCACCUGGCAACAUAUUCGUAUGCAUAAAGAGCACACUUGUAAUAGGGGUGAUACAUAGAUAGGUUGGGUGGGGGCAGAUAUUUAGGUAGGAGAGAUAGAUAGAGAGAUAUUGGACUGGGCUUUAGCACAUCAGGUUAAUCGUCAAGCUGCAAUAAAUCUUGCCAACUGAAAGGUUGACAGUUAGAAGCCCGGGUCAGGCUGAGCUCCGGACCUUUAGCCCAGCUUCUGCCUACCUAGCAGUUUGAAAACAAAUGUGAAUAGAUAAAUAGGGACAGCAUUAAAGCAGAGGGUUAUUUCGGCUCUGUAUUUUGAUCAGAAAAAGGAAGUUUACAAAGAAAGCUCUUUGGCAGGGAGAUGGAGCAACAGCACCCGCGGUGGCUAGAACCGAGCACAGCCUCCGAAGAUGCCGAAAGAUGGGAAAGCCUAUAUAUAUAUAUAUAUUGCUGUUGUCUGUCUUGUUAUUGUUAUAAUGGGCAUUGAAUGUUUGCUGUAUAUGUGUUCUGUGUUCUGCCCCGAGUCCCCUUCAGGGUGAGAAGGGCCGGAUAUAAAUACGAUAAGUGAAUAGAUUAGAUAUAGAUAGGGGAGAUAGAUAGAGUAGGCAGGUAGAUAAAUCGGGGUGCUGUGGUUUUUAACUUUGAAUAUGUUUUAAUGGCUUUGAAGAGUUCUAAAAUACUGUUUGCAUUUAAUCCUGUUUCAAUUAUUGCAUAUUGUUAUAUUUUAAAUUGUACGGUAAUGCUUUUAUUUUAAGCCACUUUGAAUAUCCUUCGACAGAGAUAAAGCUGGGAAUCAAUAAAUAUAACAAUAAUAGAGAUUGGGAGACAGAUGGGAAAUGAUUAAAUUCAUUCACAGA